CAGCUGCUGCUCGUGCUGUGGGUUUCCAGCGGGAGGUGGGGAAGAGCAGUCACAGCCAGACCCUCCCCUCCUCGGAUCUGUCAUCAGCGACAGAGAAAUCCCUUCCCGGCCCCAAGUUACUGAGCCUGAAUCGUGUGGGAUCUGCCAGGGCGGCAGGAUGGCAGAGCAGCCCUGCCCAGCACCCCCCGCCACAGCCCCCAGACCCACGGCCGGCCCUGCGCCCCCACAGCCACUGACCCACCCCAGGGACAAGUGGAGCAAAAAAAUGGAUUUCCUCCUCUCGGUCAUUGGAUUCGCUGUUGAUCUGGGCAACGUCUGGCGGUUCCCUUACAUCUGCUACCAAAACGGAGGGGGAGCCUUUCUCAUCCCCUACACCCUGAUGGCUGUUUUUGGAGGGGUGCCCCUCUUCUACAUGGAGCUGGCGCUGGGGCAGUUCCACAGGACGGGUGCCAUCCCCAUCUGGAAGCGCAUCUGCCCCAUCUUUAAGGGCAUCGGCUUUGCCAUUUGCAUCAUCGGUCUGUACGUCUCCUUCUACUACAACACCAUCAUCGCCUGGGCGCUCUACUACUUCUACUCGUCCCUGUCAGGCAGCCUGCCCUGGGCGAGCUGUGACAACCCCUGGAACACGCCCCACUGCACCAACUACUUCGGGGGGAGCAAUGUCACCUGGACCAACUUCUCCAGGUCCCCUGCUGAAGAGUUUUAUACGAGGAAGGUCCUGGAGCUCCAGAAGUCCGGGGGUCUGUACAACAUCGGCGGAAUCCACUGGGAGCUGCUUCUCUGCCUCUUCCUCAUCUUCACUAUCGUCUACUUCAGCCUGUGGAAAGGGGUGAAAACCUCUGGGAAGGUCGUGUGGGUGACAGCUACACUGCCCUAUGUUGUCCUCCUCAUCUUGCUGGUCCGGGGGGCCACCCUGCCCGGCGCCUGGAGAGGGGUCGUCUUCUACCUGCGCCCGGACUGGAGCAAGCUCCUGAGCACGGCGGUCUGGGUUGAUGCUGCUGCACAGAUUUUCUUCUCCUUGGGUCCUGGAUUCGGUGUCCUCCUUGCUCUGGCCAGUUACAACCAUUUCCACAACAACUGCUACCGGGAUGCGCUGGUCACCAGCACAGUGAACUGCCUCACCAGCUUCCUCUCAGGCUUUGUCAUCUUCACCGUGCUGGGUUACAUGGCUGAGAUGAGAGAUGUGGAGGUGGAAGAUGUCGCCAGAGAUAAAGGGCCGAGCCUCCUUUUUAUCACCUACCCCGAAGCAAUCGCCAACAUGGUGGGAUCCACCUUCUUCGCCAUCAUUUUCUUCCUGAUGAUGAUCACACUGGGGCUGGACAGCACGUUUGGGGGCUUAGAGGCUGUGAUCACGGCCGUGAUGGACGAGUACCCCCAGGUCCUGGCCGGGCGACGGGAGCUCUUUGUCCUCGGCCUCAUCACGGUCUGUUUCCUGGGCUCCCUGAGCACCCUCACCUACGGGGGAGCCUACGUGGUGAAGCUGCUGGAGGAGUUUGGUGCUGGCUGCUCUAUCCUGGCAGUGGUGCUGCUGGAAACGAUCGCUGUCUCCUGGUUUUAUGGGAUACAGAGGUUCUCCCAUGACGUGAAAGCCAUGCUGGGCUUCACCCCCGGGCUGUUCUGGAAGGUGUGCUGGGUUGCCAUCAGCCCUGCCUUGUUAGCAUUCAUAGUCGUGAGCUCCCUCCUGGACCAGCCACCUCUGGCGCUCUUUGAUUAUCAGUACCCUGAGUGGAGCAUCUCAGUGGGGUACCUCAUAGGAGCAUCGUCCUUCAUCUGCAUCCCCUUCUACAUGGUGUACAAGCUCGUCUGGACGCCGGGAUCUCUGAAGCAGCGCCUUGCUGUUUGCAUUCGGCCAGAGAAAACAACACGAGAUCCACAGGCGGAGGCCGUGUCUAUGUCACCUGUCCUGUAGCCUGGUGGGACAUCCAGGGGACACAGAGACUGCUUCAGCUCCCUGCUCCUGCCCCAACAAAGCAAUGGGGCAGGUAGAAGAGAAACCACCGUCACCUUCCUCACAGCCACCGGUCCCUCGGUUCUCCCCCAGCGACUGCACAUGCUGGUGGCAGCUCCCCAGCCUCCAGCUCUUAUUGCAUCUGAGCAUCUAAUCAGAAGCAGCGCUGCCAGCAUGUGCAGGAAAACCUCUGAUCCACAGCAAGGAGAACAGGAUCUGCCACCGAGUCCUGGGAGCUGGAAGCGCAGCCAGACUCCUUUGGUUUGGAGGUGAACCCUGACUCCCCGUGAAGACGGAGGCGCAGCUGCAAGUGCCACUGCAGAGGGACUGAGCGCGCCUCGCUUAGAGACGCUCGUGACCUUGCCGUGCAAACCUGCUUGGCAGGAGCUGUGCAUGCCUUUAGCCGUACCGUGAGUGAUGUGGAAAAUAAAGCAAUAUCAAUUGUUGGGAGAUCAGAGGAGGGAGAGGAGCCAGAGCUCGCCGUGCUGCAUUCACGCAGCACUGUGGUGUGGCUGAGAGCACAGGGCUGGGCUGGGGAAUGGUGGGGGGGCUGCAGCUGGCCUGACCACAAAUACCUUCUCCUGGUACAAAAAGGUUGGUUGAGAAAUUGCAUAGCCCCUCGGCUCGCUCCCGGGAACACGCUGCUGCGGCCAGAGCCCCCGGGCCAGGAAGGCAGGUCAGUCCCUCCUGUUCUGUCUGGGUGAUGAGACAGCUCUGCUUUGCCGGGAGGAGCGACUGCCAGAGAAGUGGUGGCCUCUGGCAUUUGAAGAAGGAAAGACCUCAAUAUAUCUCAUUUUAAAAACAAAUAUUUGGGUCAGGGUGAAGCAGCCCUGGCGCCAGUGUGAACCAGCCACCUGUCGCGGCUUCCUGAUAAUGUCACAUCACUCCCAGUGCCGCCUCACCACUGCUCAGCUGUUACUGGGGCCAUUAAGCACUUUCCAGCGCCCACGUUCACCAAAGCAGUGCUGGUUUAUCACAGUGACCACUCACCGUACCCUCCCCACUGUCCUUUGGGAUCAUGCAGAAUGUAACAGGGGAGCGCAGCUGAGAGCUGGGGGGGACAUGGGGCUGGGGGAGCACACGGGGCUGGGGGAGCACACGGGGCUGGGGAAACACGGGCGCACGGCCGGAACCGGUACCCGCGUGUCGCUCCGUCCGGCGCCGCCCGGAAGGUCCGUGCCGGAGCCGCUGCCGGUGCCGGCGGGGCGGGCCCUGCCCGGGGCGGGGCGGCAGGAACAGGAAGGGCCGGGCCGGGCGCACAAAGGCCGGGGCGGCGGGGCCGGGCCCGGGUGGGAGGCGAUGGCGCUGGUGGCGGCGGUGGCCCGGGCCCUGGCGGCGCUGGCCCUGGCGGAGCGCAGCCGGCCCUACGCUGUGCUGCAGAAACAGAACCUGGUGCUGCUGGGCAGCAUCCUCAGCGCCCUGGUCCUCACCAUCAUCCUCAUGGCCGUCUGCGUCUACAAGCCGGUCCGGCGGCGAUAGCGGAGCGGGAACCGGGGGCCGCUGUGGGGAAGCGCUGCCGGUUCUCCUGCCCGGUUCUGCUGCCCGGUUCGUUCCCAGCUUGCCCGACGCCUCUCCCGCCAGCGCCGGGGCUGCCCCGAUGUCGUGUGCGCGGCUCUUUGCCCACGCAGCAUCGCGUGGCUCCAUCAUGAUGUGGCUUUCAACAACAGCACGGCCAGGGGCUGCACAUCACACCCCGGUCCUUAGCAAACUGACCCCCGGGACCGCUUUCCUAGCAAACCCCGUUGGGUUGGAGCAGGGUCUGUAGCAAUGCACUGUCUUGCCCAAACACAGCAUUUCAGCGAGGCCGAUGUGACGUGAUGUGCUCCAGAGCAUCCCUGGGGCGUGGGUGCACCUGGAGCCUCAGGGGAGCGCGACCGGCACUGACACCUGCUCUGAUCGGUGCUGGGGAACCGUCCUGGGCUGGCACGAGAACACAGCCGGACUGCAGCAUCGCUGCCUGUCCAGCAGGCCUGUGCACUUGUUUACACCACAUCUGGUUUUGCUUUCUGAUUAAUUCAGUUCCUUGCUUGAAUGCUGAGUCUUGAGGGUUUGUAGAGCAGCCUGCAAAAGUAGUCUGAAGCAAAAAGCUCAGUGACCCAGUGCAGCUGUGGCUGGUACCUCCGAGCAGAACUACUGAAGCAUGAGCAGACCGUGGUGUAGCAGUUAGCUAAACAGCCCCCAGCAGCCUUGCACCCAACCAGCCGUGUGGAACCAGUUAGGAACUGGGGUGCUGGCCAGGGUUUGCAGCUUGUGCCGAAAACCCGUCUCCUCACAGGUGGAUUUGUGCUCCUGGGCAGGUUACGGUGCACAGGAGCCCCUGGAAGCCGGGCAGAUGCUGAGGCUGCUGUGUGCAGGGUCUCUGGCAGCACCUUGUGUUGAAGCUCGGGACAGACCUGUUCUAUGCAUUUUCAGUGACCAAGUGUUUACGCUGAAAUCACACUUAUGUAUAAAUGCUGCUAUUUUGUUUUGCACUGCUGUGAGUAGUAACUGGAUUUUGCUUAUUAUUAUGUUGGUAUUUAACAUAGGGGUGUUUUGUCUAGUAAUUUAUUUAGUGUUUUAAAUCUUCAAGAACAAUUGUGUCGACCUGUUGUCUAAAACCUUGUGCUGCAUCUGACAUGUUUUCUGUUUGGUUUGUUCAAAGAACACUGACCACUCUCCUUGCAAUGGGGAUUUUCUUUGCUGCUCCUCUGUUAGUAAAGUGGUAGGACGCUGGCCUAGAACAGACCGAGUUACUAAUCUAAGUGAAACAUGAGUGAGGAUGCAAGGUAAUGCUGUUCUGUUGCUUUCCGAUCCUUUUCUCUUUUUGCUCUCGGGGUCCUGUAUCACUGAUUUUUCUCGGUCCUUCACCUGCUGUGUAACUUGGCCGGUAGCCGUGUGCUGUUCGAGGGGUGGAUGGUACAGCUUGCAGCUACAGCUCCGCGCUCCCGGGAACAGUGUUAUUUGCAUUCAUUCUUCACUCCCUGCUAUGUCUCUUUGUACAAAUAAAGAGCUAAGUCAACAA
Molecule: messenger RNA, 4949 nt
Organism: Columba livia (rock pigeon)
Lineage: Eukaryota; Metazoa; Chordata; Aves; Columbiformes; Columbidae
Product: sodium-dependent serotonin transporter
Exons: 14
Coding region: 158-1909 (583 amino acids)
Biological process (GO): serotonin uptake; sodium ion transmembrane transport
Cellular component (GO): neuron projection; plasma membrane
Molecular function (GO): serotonin binding; serotonin:sodium:chloride symporter activity
Source: RefSeq, a predicted model, not a curated record